Adineta ricciae is the source of this 4719-nucleotide messenger RNA. The record is from the annotation of a GenBank genome assembly. Lineage: Eukaryota; Metazoa; Rotifera; Eurotatoria; Adinetida; Adinetidae.
AUGUCAUUCAUCAUGAUGCUCAUACAAAUUCUCUUACUAUUUGCAUCAUAUACUACGCUUCGUGCUCGAUUUACAUUAUAUUAUUCUAAUGAUAGACAGAUUUCGAAUUCUGCUUUCGAUUGUAUCUAUGCUUCUCUCUAUGACAAUCUCAAAGAAGUAACUGAACCAAUGAUUCAUAUCUAUCACUUAGUUCCAUAUUGCCGACGACCCGAUACCGAUGAAAUCCAAGAAGAAAUGGAUAGUUUUGACAGCAACGGCCAUCGAAGAAUCCAUUUCGAUGAAUUGAAAAAACAAGGUGUGACAAGUACACAAUUACUUACAUGGAUGGCUCCUAUCGAUGUUGCAGAACGAUACGAAAAGUAUAAUGAAAGUACACAUGAUUAUUUUUAUAACUGUUCAUCGCCAUGGUUUGGUUCAAUGUGUCAAUAUAAAUUUAAUUAUGACACAACUAAGAUUCUAUUUGAAGAUAUUAUUAAUACUACAUUUACUAAUCGAUUUGAACAAUGUUCAAAUACGGAGAUUAUUACAUGUUAUCCGUUUGUAUCAAAUUGUUCUCGUGUUUCAUCAUCUGUUUGUCUUGAUUGGCGUGAAAUUUGCGAUGGAAAAUUUGAUUGUAUUCAUGGAGAAGAUGAAGAAUUUUGUGAACAAUUGGAAAUAAAUGAAUGUAAACAUGGUGAAUAUAGAUGUCAUUAUGGUGGCCAAUGUAUUCCAUUGAUAUUUUUGGAUGAUGGAAGAGCUAAUAUCGACUGUUUAGAUGGAAGUGAUGAAAUUGAUGGAGGAAUAUCAUACAGCGAAAUAAAAAUGAGAUUUAGUUGCAAUAGUAUUCCAACAUUUGUAUGUGAAGAGCGUGCUUGCCGAUAUCCACAUUCUUUAUCAUGUGGUGAUGGUCAGUGUGUUUCUUUUGACAUGAUUAAUUCGUUCGACAGUGAAUGUUUCAAUGGUCGUCAUUUAAAAGCGACAAGUAUUCUACUUGAUUCAAGCUAUGAUGAGAUUCAUUGCCAACAAGCAUUACGUUGUUUAAUUCGUAUUUCAUCUAAUAUAUCAAAUACUUGUCCGUGGUCAAUGCCAAUUAAUAUAAACAUAAAUGAUUGCGAAUCAUUACUAACUCAUUGUUCUUCAGUAUGGAUUGGUAUUCCUCAACAGCCUCAAUUAUUCGGCUUUUUUCAAUUCAUAUACUUAACUAAUCGAUCAAAUUUAGAGUUUGAAAAUAAUGUUAUGCCAGAUUAUGUUUGCUUUCACCCACAACGUUGUCCUGGAUUGUUACCGAUAAUUGUUCCCAUUGAAUUAGAUAAUGGUCUUACAUGUUGUCAUAUUUCUAAUUUAGUUAAUCUAUCUAAUGUACAGAAUUUCGACGGAAUGGAAAAUCAUUUUAAAGAUAUUAUUCGACGAUGUUUAACAAUUGGUACUGAAUUAUCUUGUUCACAAUCAUAUCUUUUUCAUUGUUCACGAUCGUUGAAAUGUAUUUCACGUCAUCGUCUUGUCGAUGGUUUUCGAGAUUGUUAUUUUGGAGAAGAUGAAGACUAUCCAGCUUGUCAUUUGAAUGAUUUUAAUCGUUUUAGAUGCGUAUCAAAUCGUAGUAAAUGUUUAUCAUUUGUUGCAGUUGGCAAUUUAGUAAGUGAUUGUCGAAGAGCAGAAGAUGAAUUAGUAUCUGUUGAACGUAUUCGUUUACAACGGCCACCCUUCGGAUAUUUAUGCAAUACUGUACGAGAAACAUUAUCUGAUAUUAUUGAACAAGAUGAUGAAAUACAUUGUGAGAAAUGGCCAUGUAAUACUCCUUAUGUUCGAUGUGAUGGGCAGUGGGAUUGUCAUAAUGAUGUUGAUGAACUUAACUGUCCAGGUGUAGAUUGUAUAGGGGAUAAACACUAUUGUGAACUUUCGGAUAGAUCCGGCUCUCUAUGUCUAUCAACAGAACAUAUUUUCGAGAAAUAUCUCAAUACAUGUCGACGAAAUUCCACAAUAGUUUAUCGUGAAAUCUAUUUCAAUAACAACACCAAUAAUAAUAUGAGUGAAUAUAUUUCUUGGAAUCAAACAAGAUGUAUUACGGAAGAUUUGAUAUGUAAUCGUCACUCACUGAUAUCCAACUUCGGUGAUGAAAUUUGUUUAUAUCAACGUGCUCUUUGGAUUAGAACUCCUAUAAUACAUCUCCUAUCGACUAAUAGUCAAACCCAAUGUAGUACAAGUCGUCCUGGAUAUCCAAAGAACGUCAUGACUGCAUUUGCUUCUUCAUCAGGUCUUGGCUUUUUCCCACCUUUAUCUGCGAUGGAUUCUUUUGAACAUAUCCACAGGAUAAUACAGACAACUAAACCCGAAGUGAAAAUCACACAAAAUUCAGGCUGUAAUCGAGGAAUUGUUAUUAAUUUUCGUUCUAAUCAGUCGAAAUGUUUAUGUCCUCCAAAUUAUUUUGGUUCUCGAUGUCAAUGGCAGAACCAACGUAUCAGUUUAACUCUUCGUUUAUCAUUUUCUAGCUCCAUAUUAACAAAUAUUGCUUUCCAAAUCAUUAUUAUGUUAAUGGAUGAAUCUGAAAACAUUUUAUCUACUCAUGAACAAGUCACAUUUGUACCCAUUCGUGAUUGUAAUACUAAAUUCAAUAUUUAUUUACUUUAUCCACAUCGGCCGAAAUACAUCUUCAAAAAUUAUUCAGUACGCAUUGAUAUUUUUAAUAAAAUCAAUUUAACUUAUCAUGCAAGUUGGUACCCAUCAAUUCCAUUUCAAUUUCUACCUGUAAAUCGAAUAUCAACUGAAUUAUUCAUUCCUGAAUCAUCAUAUCAAAUGAAAUCAUGUUCGUUACAAUGUGGAGAUCAUGGUCAGUGUAGAAAGUAUGAUAAUCAUGAAUUACUCGAGUUUUGCCGCUGUGAUGAAGGAUAUUCGGGAAAAUUUUGUAAUGUUACAGAGAUAUGUUUUUGUUCGAAUGAUUCUUUCUGUCUCUCCUCAUCGAUUUGUGUCUGUCCAAUAGGAAAAUUUGGUUCACAGUGCUAUUUAAAACAUGAAACUUGUCAAAUAUCAAAUACGUCAUGCAAAAACAAUGGAUUCUGUAUACCAAAUGAUGAUCGAAUUAAUCGACGAACACUUACAUGUCUCUGUCCAGAACAUUAUUCAGGAACAACAUGCGAAAUAAGUAAUAGUCAUAUCAAUAUUCAAUUUGACGAAAAACUGAUACGAACAACGUCAUCUGUUCUUAUUCAUUUUAUUACCAUCUUCAAUGAUAAAAACCAUGAACGAACCACUACAUUUAAAAAGAUUCCUUUUGAUCAAUACACAAUUAGACUUUAUAUUGAGCAACCAUUUCAUAUUCUUCUUAUUGAACUAACUGAUAAAUCAUAUUAUUUAGCAACAGUACGAGAAAAAUUCAUCAAUUCAGAAAAUAUAACUACACAAAUACGAACAAAUCAACAAUGUUAUUCAAUAGACAAACUUAUGAAUUCAACAUUACUAAAUUAUAGUCAAUUUCAUCGUGUAAAAUAUUAUCCAAUGAUCUGUCGACAAUACAAAGAACUGAUGUGUUUAUAUGAUGAUCUUUAUAUAUGUAUAUGCGAUCGCGAUCGUUUUUCAAAUUGUUUUGAAUUCGAUCAUAGAAAAAAAUAUGAUUGUCAACGACAAAAUUUAUGUGAAAAUAAUGGUCGAUGUUUCGAAAAUAAUGUCACAUGUCCUACUAAAACUAUGUGUGUAUCUGAAGAUUGUUAUUAUGGUGAUAAAUGUCAACUAUCUACAAAAGGCUUUAUUCUUUCACUCGAUCCAAUCUUAGGUUAUCAUAUUAAACCAAAUUUACCUAUUCAUCGACAACCAUCUAUUGUUAAAGGAAGUAUAGCAAUAGUUACAUGUCUCUUUGUAUUUGGAUCCAUUAGUGAAUCAUUAUCAAUAAUUACAUUUAUGAUGAAAACACCGAGAUUAGUUGGAUGCGGUUGGUAUUUAUUAGCUUCAUCAAUCGUGUCUUUAUGUUUAUUGAUUAUGUUGAAAAUUAAAUUUUGGAUUCUUGUUUUAUCUCAACAAGGGAGAAUAACGAAUCAAUCAUUUCUUAUCUUUAGUUGUAUUAUAAUAGAUGCAAGUCUUAAUAUACUUUUAGCAUCAAAUGAUUGGUUAAAUGCAUGUGUAGCGAUUGAACGAACUUUUACUAUAUUAAAUGGUGUUCAUUUCGAUAUAAAGAAGAGUAAACGAAUUGCUAAACGAUUGAUCUUAAUUGUUCUUUUGAUAAUAACUGUGACAUAUAUUCAUGACCCUCUUUAUCGUAGAUUGAUUGAUGAUUUUGAUACAGAGGAAAAACGAACUUGGUGUUUUGUUCGAUAUUCAUCAUCUAUUGAUAUGUACAAUUUUAUUAUUAAUUUGUUUCAUUUUAUUGUGCCUGUAUUUAUCAAUUUCAUUGCAGCAAUUAUUAUUAUUGUAUUAGCAGCUCGUAAUCGUUCUAUUAUAGAAAGAAACGUCAUAUUCACCCAACAUUUCAAACAACAAUUACAACAAUACAAGCAUCUAUUAUGGGGACCAUGUUUGAUUGUAUUAUUAAGUUUACCUCGUUUGAUUAUUCCAUUUUUUAGUGGAUGCAUGAAAUCACCUCAUGAUUCUUGGGUAUUUCUUAUUAGUUAUUUUAUUUCAUUUAUACCGGUCAUGUUACAAUUUUUCUUAUUUGUAUGGCCAUCGAAAAAAUAUAUGAAUGAAAUGGAAAAAGCACUUCAACAAAUUAUUCGUUGGUUUCAUCUUACAUUUAUGUCAAACUCGAAUGGAACAUAA